UUUUUGUUACACAUCAAACAUCAUGAAAACUUCGACUUUUUUCAUCCUUUCACUCCUUAUAACAUAUUGUUACAUCGCCGCCGCCGCCGCCGCCGCCGAUGAACAAGACGAAUUCCUCGAAUGUCUCCACGACGAAUUCGAGAACUUCACCGCAAUCUCGAGCCAUGUCUACACUCCGACCAACUCAUCUUACCCGUCGAUCCUAAGAUUCUCCAUAAGAAACCUAAGAUACGCGACGAAUUCGACUCCAAAACCCUUAUUGAUCCUAACUCCGGAUCAAGAAUCCCAAAUCCCUCCGAUCAUCCAUUGCGCCGUACAAAGUGAUCUUCAAAUCCGAACCCGAAGUGGCGGCCAUGACGCCGAAGGAUUGUCCUACGUCUCGAAAGUCCCCUUCAUGAUCCUCGAUUUGAUAAACCUUAGCCAAAUAUCGAUCAACGUUGAAGAAAAAACCGCGUGGAUCGGAGGUGGCGCGACCAUUGGCUCUUUAUAUUACAAAAUCGCCGAAAAAAGCCCCACCUUAGGGUUCCCGGCCGGGUUUUGCCCAACUUUGGGGGUCGGGGGGCACAUAAGCGGGGGCGGCUACGGCUUCAUGAUGCGAAAACACGGCUUAGCAGCCGACAACAUUGUCGAUGCAAGAAUCGUCGAUGUUCACGGGAGGAUCCUCGAUCGAGAAGCGAUGGGAGAGGAUUUGUUUUGGGCGAUUCGGGGCGGGGUCGGGGCGAGCUUCGGCGUGAUCACCGCAUGGAAAGUGCAACUAGUCGACGUGCCCGAGAAAAUCACAACAUGCACGACGCAGAGGACGUUGGAGCAAAAUGCGACGUACCUCGUCCACCGAUGGCAACACGUCGCCCCGAGGAUCGACGACGAUCUAUUCAUCUGGCUGACGGCGGCGAGAGUGAAUUCGAGCGACGGGACGACGACUAUAUUGUCGUCGUUCUUUUCCUUCUACCUCGGCGGCGGCGCCGACAAAUUGGCGGCGCUGAUGCACGAGAGGUUCCCGGAAUUGGGAUUCUCCCGACAGGACUGUACGGAAAUGACAUGGAUUGAAACAACUGUCCUAACGGCUAUUCUAAGUGGAUAUCCUAAUGCUACGAUCGAAUCCUUACUGAGUCGAUCACAACCCAAUUUAAUGAGCCUCAAGAUCAAAUCGGAUUACGUGAAAUCCCCGAUUCCUAUUCAUGGUCUCAAAAUGAUGUGGCGAUUAUUGUCCGGACCCGAGGGUGAACGGGGGCGGUUGAUCUUCACGCCCUACGGCGGAAGAAUGGCGGAGAUUCCGGAAUCUUCGAUUCCGUUUCCUCAUCGGGCGGGGAAUCUUUUCAAACUUACGUCGGUUUUGUAUUGGGCCGAGGGCGAGGCGGACGAGGCCGAUAGGUUCAUGGGAUGGAGUCGAAGGUUUUAUAGUUCGAUGACUCCUUAUGUUUCGAGGAAUCCGAGGGAGGCGUAUGUUAAUUAUCGGGAUCUCGAUUUAGGAGUGAAUAAUGCAAGAGGGAUGACGACAUAUGAGGAGGCUAGCGUUUGGGGGUUUAAGUAUUUUAAGGGAAACUUUGAUCGAUUGGUUCGGGUGAAAACUGCUGUGGAUCCUCGGAAUUUUUUUAGAAAUGAGCAAAGUAUUCCGGCCGUUUACUCGGACACGGAUGAUUGAUUGAUUGAUUGGUUUUAAUUUGAAAUUUUAUUGGAUUGUAUUCUGGUUCGAAUAAUCAUUUUCUAUUUUUGUUGUUUGAA
Messenger RNA from Andrographis paniculata, 1722 nucleotides. Its product is annotated as tetrahydroberberine oxidase-like. Gene Ontology annotation, molecular function: FAD binding; oxidoreductase activity. Bases 23 to 1642 code for a protein of 539 amino acids. Lineage: Eukaryota; Viridiplantae; Streptophyta; Magnoliopsida; Lamiales; Acanthaceae. The transcript has a single exon. The record is from RefSeq and is a predicted model, not a curated record.